Messenger RNA from Tachyglossus aculeatus (Australian echidna), 475 nucleotides. RefSeq names its product ribosomal protein L35 (gene RPL35). The record is from RefSeq and is a predicted model, not a curated record. Gene Ontology annotation, cellular component: cytosolic large ribosomal subunit; ribosome. Gene Ontology annotation, biological process: translation; maturation of LSU-rRNA from tricistronic rRNA transcript (SSU-rRNA, 5.8S rRNA, LSU-rRNA). Gene Ontology annotation, molecular function: mRNA binding; structural constituent of ribosome. NCBI's taxonomy places the organism in Eukaryota, Metazoa, Chordata, Mammalia, Monotremata, Tachyglossidae. The transcript is spliced from 4 exons. Bases 66 to 437 code for a protein of 123 amino acids.
GUAGUUGGGCGGGGUCAGCACCGCCCACUUCCUCUUUCUCCUCCGAGCCGGCGGCUGAGGCGACCAUGGCGAAAAUCAAGGCCCGGGACCUGCGAGGGAAGAAGAAGGAGGAACUGCUGAAGCAGCUGGAGGACUUGAAGGUGGAGCUGUCCCAGCUGCGGGUGGCCAAGGUGACGGGCGGAGCCGCCUCCAAGCUGUCCAAAAUUCGGGUUGUCCGCAAAUCUAUUGCCAGAGUCCUGACCGUCAUCAACCAGACCCAGAAGGAGAACCUCAGGAAAUUCUACAAGGGCAAGAAGUACAAGCCCCUGGACUUGAGGCCGAAGAAGACCCGUGCCAUGCGCCGCCGGCUGAAUAAGCACGAGGAAAGUCUGAAGACCAAAAAACAGCAGAGGAAGGAACGCCUAUACCCUGUUCGCAAAUUUGCUGUCAAGGCCUAGUUUGUGUCUGUUAAAUAAAAGACAGAUUAUUGUUGUAA